AUGGCCACAGCUGUAGACCAGAAAUUGCUUCGGCAAACGAAAUUCCCACCCGAGUUUAACCAGAAGGUUGACAUGAAAAAGGUCAAUGUCGAGGUCAUGAAAAAGUGGAUUGCAGGCAAGAUAUCUGACAUUCUUGGUUCUGAAGAUGACGUUGUGAUCGAACUGUGCUUCAACUUGCUCGAGGGUUCGCGUUUCCCCGACAUCAAAGCCUUGCAGAUCUCGCUCACCGGUUUUCUCGAUAAGGACACCCCCAAGUUUUGCAAAGAGUUGUGGAAUCUCUGCCUGAGUGCACAGUCAAAUCCUCAAGGUGUCCCUAAAGAACUGCUGGAAGCAAAGAAGCUGGAACUCAUACAAGAAAAGAUCGAUGCGGAAAAGGCAGCCGAAGAGGCAAGCAAGCGAAAAGAGCAGGAGCAAACUCGUGAGCGAGAUGUGGACUUGAUUCGCCAGCGUGAACGAGGUGAACGAGGCCGUGGUCGAGGCCGCGGAGGAAUGGGACGGGGAUUUGACAAUCGCAGAGCUAGAUACUCAAGAUCGCCGCCACCACGAAGACGCUCGCCAUACCGUGCGCCACCUACUCGCCGUGAAGCCGAUUCGUACGUUCCAGGUGGCCGAAACCGAGGACGCGAUAACAAUCGUGGUCGUUCCCCCACACGCUCAAUAACAUCUUCACCCUCAAGGUCACGAUCUCCGGCCCGCUUUCGCCGUGACGACAGACAUGCAUCCGGGUCACGAUCACCGUCGACGUCACGAUCACCCUCGGCCAAUCGUCGAAGACGUCCACGAUCAAGGAACAGGAGUGUAAACAGGAGCAAUAGUGAGUCAAGGGCACCUACCGACAAGAAGAUAGGCGGCUCCAAGAAAAGCACGGAAGCAACUGGUGAAAGACGUGCACGAUCUACAACGCGCUCUGAUCUAUCACGCUCACGUUCACCUAGAAGAAGACGGAUGAGAAGCCGCUCAGUAUCAUCUGUCAGUCGAAGUCGCAGUCCAAGCCCCCAGCGGCCGAGACAUGGCCGAAGAGGGUCGCAUUUUUCACCGAUGGCACGAUCACGAUCAAGGUCGAGAUCUAGAGAGGGAAAACGUGGAGGUCUCAAGCGAAAUAAUGGGAGAACCCGAAGAUCUCCUUCUUACUCUUCUGACGAGAGCAAAAGCAACAGGCGUGCUGAUAUUCUCAGGAGCAACAAACCACAAGACGAACGUCGCCUGAGCCGUUCUCCCGACGACGCAAGGCUCGGGCGCCGAAGCAGUGCAAGCCGAAGCCGAAGCCGAAGCCCUGACAGGCGACGACGACAUCACAAACGCAGACGAUCGUUACAAAGAUAUGAACCAGCAGCUCGAAGACGACGCAAUACUUCGUCAGAUUCCUCCCCAGAGCAGAAACGGCGAAAGCGCGAUGGAUCCGAUGAUGAACCAAUGCUCUCGCCCACUCAGGAUUCUCGAACUGAUAAAUAA
This is a messenger RNA of Exophiala bonariae, 1452 nucleotides long. RefSeq lists its product as uncharacterized. The record is from RefSeq and is a predicted model, not a curated record. NCBI's taxonomy places the organism in Eukaryota, Fungi, Ascomycota, Eurotiomycetes, Chaetothyriales, Herpotrichiellaceae. Gene Ontology annotation, biological process: mRNA processing; regulation of mRNA splicing, via spliceosome. Bases 1 to 1452 code for a protein of 483 amino acids. Gene Ontology annotation, molecular function: RNA binding. The transcript has 4 exons. Gene Ontology annotation, cellular component: spliceosomal complex.